CUAAGCUAAUCGCAAAUUCAGACGGCAGCCAUGGACAUCGGCGGGGCCGACAAGGGCACGACGGCGGCCUGGAUGGCGGCGCACCGCGGGAUGUACGAGCGGGCCACCCGGCACCCCUUCACCGUCUCCAUCCGCGACGGCACCGUCGACCUGGCCGCCUUCAAACGCUGGCUCGGUCAGGACUACAUGUUUGUGCGAGAAUUUGUUGCAUUUCUGGCUAGUGUACUACUCAAGUGUUGCAAGCAAUCAGACAGCUCGGACAUGGAAAUAAUCCUAGGUGGUUUGGCUUCUCUUAGUGAUGAGCUCUCCUGGUUCAAGAAGGAAGCUGCUAAAUGGAGUGUUGAUCUGGCCGGUAUUUCUCCCCUCACUUCUAAUACGGAGUACUGCAGGUUUCUUCAGAGCUUCAAUGAUCCAGAGAUCAGCUACACUGUUGCCAUAACUACCUUUUGGAUAAUUGAAACCGUGUACCAGGAUAGCUUUGCUUUCUGUAUAGAAGAAGGUCAUAAGACGCCCUUGGAGCUGCUGGGGACCUGCCAGAGAUGGGGCAGCCCUGAGUUCAAGCAAUACUGCCAGUCUCUUCAGCGAAUCGCUGAUCACUGCUUGGCAAAUGCGACAUCUGAUGCUGUCAAGAGUGCUGAAGAGGCCUUCCUUCGUGUACUCGAGCUGGAGAUCGGGUUCUGGGAUAUGAGCUCUUCUCAGUCCUAAGCGGCAUCUAGAUCCUGGAAGUCUGACCACCGAGCAGUUACUUGGACGAAAUAGAUGAUACCGUGGGUUCAGGCCGAGGCUUACAUCGUAGUACUGUACUUCCCCAUGUAUCUGAUUUCUCUUGUGAACACCGUGCAAUUACUUGGACGAAAUAAAUGUUACCGUGGGUUCAGACUGAAA
Molecule: messenger RNA, 885 nt
Organism: Lolium rigidum
Lineage: Eukaryota; Viridiplantae; Streptophyta; Magnoliopsida; Poales; Poaceae
Product: bifunctional TENA2 protein-like
Exons: 3
Coding region: 31-705 (224 amino acids)
Cellular component (GO): cytosol
Source: RefSeq, a predicted model, not a curated record